AUUUAUUUUAAAAACGAUGGAGUUGUCUGCCUUUUGAGAGAGAAAAAGGGGUCACGGCGGCGUGAAAGGGGAUUCUUCAGCCUCAGUGACUUGAAGUAAACGCAGUACUGUUUUUUUAAAAAAAAAUAUCUUUGGGUUUUUUUCGCGAAAGAGUCUUUAUUUUAAUUCUCUUUCCUUUAGGUCUGUGUUUUUUUUUUUCCUUUUAAACCCUUUUGUGUCUCUCUGCCCGGUAUAAAUGAAAACGGUUUGGUGGGGUUUUUAAUUAAGGAUGGAUGGGUCACAUCGGACGGUCCACGUUUAUUUCGCUGCACCGCAAUUGAUCGAUUUGGACAGGAUUGUGUGUGUCCUUAUCGCUGGUUAUAAAGGAACACCUCUGCUCCAGAGGGCCGACCCUUUGCACAGAGGUAAUAUGGAUUUGUUUUGAUUUAUUUUAUUUGAGAACGGACAAAAUAUCGUUUUGCUCCCUUUACUCUUCGUCGUUGGUACUCGUAUUACUUGGCACUUAUCAAUCGCACGCUUUUUGAAGUCUCUUGGCCGAAAAGGAAGCUACUGCAACUACAGCUUUUGAUUUCGACAUUUUGCAAGGUUUUUGUGUAACAAUGUCGGAAAGCUCGGAUAAGAUUUCAUCUUUAUUGCGCCCUCCUAAAAAUGGUACCAAUUCCAGCUCGGAUACCACGAUUGGGGAACGUUUAGGAGCAAGUUUGCUGACAAGAAAGGAAGACAACACCAUCAUGAGGCGGAGGCAUACUAUGGACAAGGACAGCAAAACUGAUCACCAACGUUUCUUCAGAAGGAGUGUGCUCUGCGAUUCCAACGUUACUGCAUUGGACCAUCUGCCCAGCAAAACCAGUUUUAUCGCCUCGCCACCCGAAUCGGAUAAUACAGCUUUAUUAAUAAGUAGUGUCACUCAAAAUAACGCGGCGCAACCUUCGAUAAAGGCAGCUACUGUUGCCCCAGUCUUGCCUGCAGUUCCUGUAAUCGCCGAAGAAAAAUACGAAAAUUGCAGUGAUAGCAAUUCAAAAGACGGAAGUACACCCGCGGGAAUCGGCGAUGUUGGACCCGGGGCAGACAUUUGCAACCAUGUCGAGGCUACAGUCACCAGUAGUGCUAAUAAAGACAGAAAAAAGCAAAAAAGUGUCGCAAUCAAUCAGGAAAUCGAGCAGAAAAUCUGCGAAGAGGACAGCGCGGAAAGCCGAGAAGCGGAGGAGGCAAGAAACCUCGAGAGAAAGGCACAGGAGGAUAAUGAAGAAAUAGAGACAAAGGCAGUGGGCACUUCUCCUGACGGGAGGUUUUUGAAGUUUGACAUAGAAAUCGGGAGAGGAUCUUUCAAAACUGUAUAUAAAGGUUUAGAUACGGAAACGACCGUGGAAGUUGCUUGGUGUGAAUUGCAGGAUCGGAAGUUGUCAAAGUCAGAACGGCAGAGAUUUAAAGAAGAAGCUGAAAUGCUGAAGGGUCUGCAGCAUCCAAAUAUAGUGAGAUUUUAUGACUCAUGGGAAUCAACAUUAAAGGGAAAAAAAUGUAUAGUACUUGUCACAGAAUUGAUGACAUCAGGUACUCUGAAAACAUACUUGAAAAGGUUUAAGGUGAUGAAGAUAAAGGUCCUUCGAAGUUGGUGUCGUCAAAUUCUGAAGGGUCUUCACUUUCUUCACACUCGUACACCGCCCAUCAUCCAUCGUGAUUUGAAAUGUGACAAUAUUUUCAUAACUGGUCCAACAGGAUCUGUCAAGGUUGGAGAUCUUGGCCUCGCUACAUUAAAAAGGGCUUCGUUUGCCAAGAGUGUAAUCGGUACCCCUGAAUUCAUGGCUCCUGAGAUGUACGAAGAGAAAUAUGACGAAUCUGUUGAUGUUUACGCAUUUGGGAUGUGUAUGCUGGAGAUGGCAACAUCAGAAUAUCCAUACUCGGAAUGCCAGAAUGCUGCUCAGAUAUAUCGUAGAGUAACCAGUGGUGUUAAGCCAGCUAGCUUUGACAAAGUCGCAAUCCCUGAAGUUAAAGAAAUAAUUGAAGGCUGUAUCCGGCAGAAUAAAGAUGAACGGUAUGCCAUCAAAGACCUUUUGAGCCACGCCUUCUUUCAGGAAGAGACUGGUGUGCGUGUAGAAUUGGCAGAAGAAGAUGACGGUGAAAAACUUGCAAUUAAACUAUGGUUGCGAAUUGAAGACAUUAAGAAGCUUAAAGGAAAAUACAAAGAUAAUGAAGCCAUAGAAUUCUUGUUUGACCUGGAAAGAGAUGUUCCGGAGGAUGUAGCACAGGAAAUGGUGGAAUCUGGAUUUGUGAGUGAAGGAGAUCACAAAACCAUGGCCAAAGCUAUCAAAGAUCGGGUGUCUUUGAUCAAACGGAAACGGGAGCAACGUCAGUUGGUGAGGGAAAAGCAAGAGAAGAAGAAGCUGGAGGAGCAGCGAGAGCAGCAGAAGAAAUCUGAUCAACUACAGCAGCAAAAAUCACAGCAAGGAGCCAGUGUAUCUCAAACUGGGGUGGGAGUUGCUCAUUCUUCCCAGUUGCCUGCCACUGCUGUCCCUUCUGCACUCCCCGGAACCCUUCCAACCCAAGUUGAGCCGGAAGAGCCUGAAGCAGAUCAGCACCGACUGCAGUACCAUCCAUCUGGAAACUCAGCUGCAUCUGAUGGCACCUUUGACAGUGGCCAGAGUUCAUCUGGAUUUUCAGAAUCACAUGGUAGUCAAACUGUUUCCUAUGGUUCUGCUCAAGAACAGCACAUUCCAUCGAGCCAGGUCCCUGCAUACAGCCCACCACAUGUCCAGGCGGCAGUGGUGCAGCAGCAACAAACACUUGGCUAUCAACAGCCUGUUGGGGCCCAAAUGCAGAGUCAGCCACCUCCAACCAGUCUUCCUCUGGGCGUGACAUCUCAACAAGUCUCUUCACAGCCUCCAGGAAUUUCCACGCAACAGAUGAAUCAGUUUGGCAGUUGUUACUACACCCCAGCGUAUCUUCCACAGGUAGUACAGCAAACACAUCAACCCGGACAAUACCCGCAUCAAAUGACGAUAUCUAGUGGGUCCAUCCCAGGUCAACCAAUUCCUCAAUCCCAGGUCCAAAUGCACGCUACUCAGCAGGGUGCUCCUUUAACACAGAAUUAUCCCACACAGUUGGCAGGGAGUGGUCCAAGUCCUGCAAAGUCUUCUGUGGGUGUUCAAUUUGCCGUGGUUUCUCCGCCCCUUCCAGUUUCCACAGACAUAUCUCAGCCAAUUUCACAACCAACACAUCACCUUGUUGGCCCAACUCCCACAGGAGUAACACAGUCAUAUGGGGAACCAACAACAAUGAGCCAUACAACUGUACAGGCAAUAAUGUCCCAGCCAAGUGUCAGCACUGCUCAGCAGAAUCAGACAGGGUUACAGACACAAGUGGUCCAAGAGAUGACUCAAAUCCCGUCACAGAUCUUGCCUGCAGAACACUUGUCACUAAACCAGUUGUGCUCAUCUGUGGACAGUGCUCACUCUGAUGUUGCAUCUGGGAUGAGUGAUGGAAAUGAAGGCUUUCCAACAAGUGGAAGACAUGAAGGAAGAUCUACAAAACGGCAUUGUCGAAAAUCUGUAAGGAGUCGAUCACGGCAUGAAAAAAUGGCCAGACCCAAAUUGAGAAUUCUUAAUGUCUCAAACAAAGGAGAUCGGGUUGUGGAAUGUCAGUUGGAAACGCACAAUCGAAAAAUGGUUACUUUUAAAUUUGAUUUGGAUGGUGACAAUCCCGUGGAGAUAGCAAUUAUUAUGGUUCAAAAUGUAUUCAUCUUGGAGACUGAACGAGAAUCGUUCAUUGACCAGGUGCGUGAAAUUAUUGAGAAGGCAGAUGAAAUGUUGAGUGAAGAUCCAAGUGGGGAGCCAGAAGGAGAUCAGGGAUUCGAGAUCCAAGCCCAAGUUGCUGCUUGCUUUGAUCAAGCACAGAAAGCAGAGAACCAGUACAUUCAGCCAGAACCCAUAAUAUAUGCGCCAACGCAGUUAGGUGCACAGGCAGGUUCUGCAAUGCAGGUGGUACAUUCUGCUGGAAGACGGUUUAUUGUUAGUCCUGUGCCUGAGAGUCGAUUACAAGAACCAUCGUUUGUCAGUCCCAGUGCAUCGUCACAAAAGGAAAGUUCAACAACAGCUGUUUCUCACAGCCACAACCUACAACUCUCACAUUCAGCUACUUCUGUGAGUUUGCAACAGGCCUUUGCAGAAUUAAAACAUAAACAGGUCAAAGAAGGUCCGAACACAGCUCCUCCAGUUUUCAAUCAAACCAUGACACUUUUUCCUGCGGUACAUCCUGAAAUGACUAGCAUUGGAGGAGGCGUAAUCCCUGCACAAACUAUGGUGGCAUCCUCAACACCAGCUUGUGGAGCAGCUGCUAGUUCUGCACCUCAAGGUGUGACCCAGACUGUUCAAGCACACCCACUUCAGCAAUUGGCUGGUGAGGCUAUUGCUAGUGGAAGUGCCCCAAGUUCGAUAUCACCACCUUUGCUUUCACAGCCAGCUCAGCAGUUGAUUGGGGGUCCUGUUGUUAGUGUUAGUGUUCCAUAUUGUUUAUCCUCACCUCUGACCUCCCAAUUAAGUCAGCAGCUGAUUGGUGGACCUGUUGCAACUGUUACCACUGCAAGUUCAGCAUCUCCACCGCUAGGGUCACAAGUGACUCAGCAUGCAACUGGAGGGGCUUCAAUCGGUGCUGCAAAUUCAGCAACUGCAUCCCCACCUUCAACUCAAACUGUGAUAUCACAAGCACCUCAGCAACCAACUGGCGGAACUGUAGUGAAUCAUCUUGAAUCUUCAACUCCACUGACUGUAUUGCAAGGCCAGACUGAGAUGUUGUAUACCACCGCCCAAACAGAAGUCCAACAUAUGGGAAGUAAUGGCAUGGUUUUGCCGGUUUCCACAUCUCCACCAUGUUUAUUACAACCGAUUUCUGGCAUCCAGACUCCUGCUGGUCAACCAUUUGUGGUGCAAACUGUUGCCGCACAGAACUCUACCCUACCUCAGACCAUGGGCCUGGCAACCCAAAUUUCUGUACCUGGCACAGGAUCUGUGCAACCUGUUCCCAGUAUCCCUUCUGUUCAACAGACUUUGAUUCAUGGUCAACCACAACCGGCUUUUCUCCCAAACCAACCCCUUGUUCACUACUCUGAAGCAGAUCUUGAAUUGAAUGCCAAAGGAACUGGCAUUGAUGAUAUCAAAACCUUGGAUGAAAAGCUUCGGUCAUUGUUCAGUGAGCACGGUACUGCAGGUUGUGCUCAUGUUUCUGCUCCCCCAGAGACUGGAUUGAAUCCGGACACUGCCACAGUUGAUCAAAACCUACCCAUUGCAGGAAAAAUGUCAGGUGUCCCAGGGACUUCAGGAACCGUUCCGGCCACAUCUUAUUCUGCAACCACCACAGCGCCUGCUGUACCACCUGCCAGCCUGCCGCUUGGCCCCACAGGACUUCCGCUGACUGUCCAGCAGCCUUUGACUCCUGCCAGUUAUGCAGCAGUUGUCCAGCUGCCCAGCGCAGGCUCCACUGCAGGGCGACCAGGCACGCCACCAUCCAAACCAUCACUUAGUAGAUUACCAGUACAACUAAGCGCGGAAGCUCUUGACCACCCACUAAGACAGGCUCUCACUCCACCCACUGAGCAGUUACCACCUUUUCCAGGACCUUCACUAACCCAGUCGCAGCAGCCUUUGGACACUCUGGAUGCCCAACUGAGACGAGCUUUGAGUCCAGAGACUGUAACAAAUGUGCCAGUUGGUAUCGGUUCAGUGCAGUCGUCUCAGGGUUUGGUUUCAGUGAGUGGGUCUGGAGUGCUCACCGGACAGAGUUCAACAACAACAGGGUUCCCAGGUGAAGGUCAAGUUCAGAUGACGGGCGAGGAACUGACUGCCUCAGAAGACAAACCAAUCUGUCCUGUGGCACAAUCAAGGUCCCAAGAGGAAGGAGCCACAGCAUCAACUGCUGGCACAGGAGUUAGCGUUAAAAUGGGUCGAUUUCAGGUAUAUGUUGCAACAGAUGAUGUCUUACCUCAAGGAGUAGAUAAGCAAGGAGAGAGUAGCAAGAAGCCUGUCUCCGAUGAAUCUUCCUUUUCUGGAAGCAGCCCUGAAAGUACAGUAACAAAACAGUCUGAUUGUAUCAUUCCUGAAGACAUGGUAGAUAGUGCCCCAGUACCUCGAAAUGAACAGAGCAAAACGCAACAGCAGCAACAGCAGGAGGCAACCCAGCAGGCAACAAUAGGUCGAUUUCAGGUCACCACAAGACGAGACACAGUUGGGCGUUUUUCUGUGGAAAGGACGCAAGAUGAGGUAACCUAUGAAGCUGGAAAGGCAGAGGUUCCUGGCCCUCCUCUGAAUACUUUACAUGGUGCACUUUCAUCAGUGCAAUUUGAUCAGACUGGUACUUCAGGUCAGUUUUUACCAUCGAAAGAAUCAUUUGGGUCAGAGCAAUAUCUACAUACCAAUGGACCUGUUCUAUCAGAAGCUGGACAGUUGCCUUACUCAAAGGAGCUGGAUGAAAAACAGGCUGACGAUAGUGCAGGGAGUCCUAUUUCUCCUCAGUCACCAGAUUCCAAGGGUACUAUUCCCAUACAGAACCUCAGCAAUUCCUUUAACUCCUCCUACAUGAGUAGUGACAAUGACUCAGAAAUCGAAGAUGAAGAUAUGAGGAAGGAGCUGCACAGACUGAGGGACAAACAUUUAAAGGAAAUUCAGGCGUUACAAUCACGUCAGAAACAGGAGAUUGAGGAUCUCUACAUAAAAUUGGGCAAGGUACCCCCAGCAGUGAUUAUUCCACCUGCAGCUCCCCUUUCUGGACGUCGCAGACGACCCACCAAAGGAAAAGGCAGCAAAUCGAGUCGGAGCAGUUCCCAGGGUCCAAAGAGCCCCCUACUUCCAGGCUCCUUUGCUGCUCAGAGUACUGCGUCAAUGUUAACACCACAGCAGACUCUGUUGCUUCCUCCAAAUACUCAUGAGAUGGCAUUUUCAGAACAAGGUCAGUUGUUGAAACCCUCGCCAUCCAGUGAAAAUUUGUACUCUGCCUACACCAGUGAAGGGGUGAUUUCUGCCCAAAGUGUUACUGCUACUGGACAGGGCUCGGCAGCGUUUCACUGUGCAUCAGAGCAAGUGACUUUUAAACUUGGCGGCAGAAGGACAAGGUUUCUGAGGAAGAUGGUGAAAAAAGUCUGCCCCUGCAACCAACUGUGUAGAACAACCAGCACAAAUGCAGUAAGUGGUGUUGGAGGACAGGCACCUCAGCAACAGGCAGCCAUAACAACAAGUAAGAAAGGAACCUUUACCGAUGACUUGCACCAGUUGGUGGACAACUGGGCUCGCGAUGCUAUAAACCUCUCACAGAACAAACGUGGCCCAAAGCAGCAAGGUCCGCAAGGCCAGCAUUACUCUGAAACAAUGCCAAGGAAGUAUUCAGCACCAGGGCAUCUCUGUGUCUCCAUGACUAACUCUGUGGGAGGUCCUUCCAUUUCGGCUGCCUCAGUCAGUUCUUUGGGACCUUAUGGCAAGACUCCCAUCUGCCACCCGUAUGGUUAUCCUGGAGGACCUUACAGUGCCCAGUGGACUGGAGCACCACCCCAGCAGCAACCAGGCAUUAUUCAACCUUCACCAGGCCUCGGUCAGUUUCCGGCAGUUGGAGCCACUUCACUACAGAGCUUUCCUUUGGGCACUUUGCAGAAAUCUGUCAGCAACCCCUCUGGAUCCAAUCUUAGGACAACGUAGAUACACAGCUCCAGUUUUGGACUAGCGUGAUCAAUGGACUGCAUGGAAUUCAAGGUUAAAAGGCCUCUACUGAUGUUGUUGGGGAUAGGUCAUAGAGCUUUAAAGCAUACAAGUGGCUGACACUGCUUUUAUAUUCACAGCAUCAUUUGAGAGCUAUUUUACUAGUUCUAUUUCAAACAGCGUUCCGUGCGGACAUGUAUUUAACCAUCAGUUUUUGAUGUUGAAACACUGUGAUAUAUAAAUGUUGUUGGACAACAGUAGUUAAAAGUGGAUUUAGAGGGUUUAAAAUUUAAAAAGACAAAAAAACUAAAGCUAGCUAUAAUCCAUACUUAUCAGAGACACUUUAACUUCAUUUGUUACUUCAUUGUAUUAGGUAAAUAAAUGUGAAUGUAAAAUUGUAUAAAUGUACUUGAAGACCUGUUUUCCCAGUAUGCUUGCUGGAUUCAUAGUGCCUUGUAUUGUGCUUCUGACUUGUCUGCAGGAAAGCACUUAGUGUCCCCAGCAGAGGAGAGAGGAAGAGAGCAGGUGAAGGUGGAGUUGUGGUAGAGUGGCUCACUCGUACGUACCUACAACAGAGCUUUUGUUGUUACCAGUGACUGAAAUACAUACACCAGUCUGUAAAUCUGCCCCAAUCUUUGUCUUUCACUGCCUCCCAAGUGGCAGUCUUUUAAUUUCUAAAAGAUGGAGUUGCUUAUGACCAAAUUAGGAAUGAUUGGAGUUUUGUUGUGCAGAUCCAGAUUCAGGGGCAGGAUUGUGAGAGGUUGCAGCAAAUGCUGUUGCUUCCACAAAGGCAUUGACAGUGGUGUACAGUCAUCAGGUCCCAAACUGUUUAUGCCCAUAAAACGUUGUUUGUAGUACAAAUAAGUGAGACUGAAAUAAGUUUCACCUUUCCCCAAGAACUCUUUUGAGUUUCUUUGUCAAAAAUCAGUGGCGGUGUGUCUACCAUGAAUAAUUCUGGUUGUGAUUCUUAAUUCCAAUUUACUAUAGUUUCUGCAGUGACCUUAUUCUGAAAUGUCAUUAUUUAUACUAAUAAACAUUUUGUCUGGUCGUUGGAUGUUUUGUUCAAUGAGGCUAUCAGAAGUCUUACAAGCCGGCAGAGGAAAAUGUUUUCAACCUGAAUACUUGAGAAAUGUGAAAAACAGUUGCUAGUUUUAUUUUCACAGUUAUUUUACAAUCGUUCCCUGAAAGAUCUUUCAGAAACUCCUGUUUUUUUCAAUAGAAAGAAACUAUUAUAUUGAUCCAAACGAUCCAACUAUUAAAUUGAUCAAUAAUUUUUGUCCAUUAGUGACAAUAUUAGCGCAAAUACUUAAAUUUAAAUAAAAGUUAUAAUUUAAGACCUCAGUGAUUUGUAACAUAAGUUUCUUCCAUUUCUUACAUUACUCUCCAAUCUUUCUGGGUAUAUUUUUUUCACUGACUGAAAGGGAAAGUUGAUUCAGAUAUUAGUGAUUGUUUCUUUUAACUACCCUAACCUGAGAUUCUGUCUCUCCUUCCCCUUCCCUUCCCUCCUCUUCUUUAUGGUUAAUGAUUCCACCCAAGCCACGUGAGUUUAUUUUUUGUUUAAUCUGGCGUUUGCAAAAGAUUAACUUAUGAAAAAUCCGGUGUGGGAACAUUUUUAUAGCAGUUUUCACUGAUGUAGAGACAGCGAACAAAUGGACAAGUGUGACUGGAAACAUUUGGAGUAGAGAUUACAUGAAAAAGAGAUUUAAGUUCUCUAACCGAAAAAAAGAACUGUUAAAAGCCUGCAUACAGUUAUUGAAAAAUGUAGGUCAGCACUUUAUUUUAUUUAGUUCUUUUUAAAAUAAAAGAUUACGAAGGUUGUGCCAUUCAGAAGAUAAGAAUUUUCGUUGUAGGUGAACGGUUUAGUUCUACUGUGAUUUCUUGCAAGAAUUCACACAAUGAAAGAAUUUCUAUAUAGCAUUUAAUACAGACCGUUUCUGAAAUGUGAGCCUUAAACAAUUUUGAAUGGAGCUGGGAUGUUUAAAAGUUGAAGUUACAGAAAUCGAUGAACAUUUGCAAGUUUGUUCUUGUUAAAAUGCCCUAAAGGUUGGCAAAGCAUGCAUUUGAAAGAGAAUGUCAUAUGUGUAAAACUGGCCAUUAUGAAGAACAGGCUUCUGUCUUUCACAAGGCUUUGUUUUAAGAAAGCAUUAUUGUGUAAUUUGGUUGAAAGUGUAAUGGUGUUUUCUGUGUGACCUGCUGGGGGUUUUAUUUUGUUUUAGCAGAUAGGCAUGAUAAUGAUGAACCUUUUAUUUUUCUUUCUGUUUUUGCUUCCCUUUUAAUGCGAUUUGAACUGGUACGGGACCCUUUUUUUGUAGCAGCUGCUUUCACGGUAUCUCUCCCGCCCUGUGCUUUGUGACACUUGUUCUGUUGUGGAUUCCUUUCUUUAAAAUAAAAGGAAAAAGAAGAGGAAGAAAAAAAGCAAGUACUGCAAUCAGUAUUACUACUUAGACUGCAAUAAGCUGUGAAAAGUCCACGCAAAAACAUUGCAUUUUUGCAUUAGAUUAGUAAAUUUCAUUAGAUUUAAGUUGGGUUACCUGCCCUUGAAAUAUCCCAGGUGUUCUGUGAACUUAAUGCUGUUUGCAUGGGGCUCGAGAGAAAACCCAUGAAAAUGCUUAACUGAUAUUUAUCUGCAUUUAGUUUUCCAUCCCACCCUCCUUCCAAUUACCCACCCCCCCAAAGCCCUGCAAUGGAGAUGGAUGCAGAAUUGAUAUGCAAUAAUUUGUGCUGGGACGCCUGUUGGAGAUAUGCUGUUAGUUCACUUAUCGUUUGUUUUUGGUUCCUGUUCAUAUACAGGCCGACAGUUACUGAGUUUCAGUAUACGUAUGCUACUCUUGUGCAUUGGGAUGCAUAUUUUGUUUAUGCAGUUGGUAUGCUCUGGUUGUGCUGCUCUGUAGUUACGAAUUGACACCAUUCAAUGUCGUUGAAGGAUCGAAGACAAAAAGCAGCUGGUCUUGAUUAUUUCAAACUUGGAUGCAGCACAGUUAUCUUCUCUCCUGCCCCCCCCCCACCUCCCUCCCCCCUCUUUUCUAGCUCAUUAAUAACGUGCAAAAAGCUGGAUCCAUUUUGCCAUUUCCCUCCUGUGGAAAACAAAACAAAAUGUACAAAUGUUAUGAAUGCUACUGACCUGGUGUUAAAUUAUUUUGUGUAAUACUCUUUGAUACCUUUUCCCCCACCCCACAAACUGCGAUCUUGAGAUGACUGACUUUUCUGUUGCUCUGGAGUUCAGUGACUGUCUUGAAGAUCUUUCAUUAUUUAACAUUAUACACUGUAAAGAAAUGUGGGGAUCAUUUGCAACAUGAAUGGUAUGUUUGCACUAAAUAAGGGUGUUGAGCUUCAUGUAAGAUUGCGCUUUGCGCUGAAAUUUGUUACUUUCUUUGUAGAUUAUUAACUGAAAUCAUUCAAAUAAAAAUGAUCAAAAUCUG
Messenger RNA from Callorhinchus milii (elephant shark), 11092 nucleotides. RefSeq names its product WNK lysine deficient protein kinase 1b (gene wnk1b). Gene Ontology annotation, cellular component: cytoplasm; cytosol. Gene Ontology annotation, biological process: intracellular signal transduction; positive regulation of sodium ion transmembrane transporter activity; protein phosphorylation. The coding region runs from base 600 to 7673 and encodes 2357 amino acids. The transcript is spliced from 30 exons. Lineage: Eukaryota; Metazoa; Chordata; Chondrichthyes; Chimaeriformes; Callorhinchidae. The record is from RefSeq and is a predicted model, not a curated record. Gene Ontology annotation, molecular function: chloride channel inhibitor activity; protein serine/threonine kinase activity; potassium channel inhibitor activity.